UCGGCUAAAAGUUGUCAGAGAGCGAUGUUCUUCCAAAAAAUGCAAUUUGCAUUUGUCGCAGGAAUUUCUGCUGCUCUUGGUAGUGUUUUUGGAAAAUUAUCUGGGUCGACACGCACUCUGAUGCAAUUAGUAAAUAUUUCUAAAGUAAUUUUCCAUGUGAACGAGGAAUAUGUUUUGUUUGGUUUGCGGUCCACGUUCUUCAUUUUAAUGAUUGCUUGCAAUGCGUCUGUCUGGUCUUUCUAUGUGAGAGCACUCCAACAUUCAAACUCUUCACUUCCAGCAACUGUAAUAAGCACAGCGACAAAUUAUAUUGUAUCAGCACUUUUGGGGGUAUUCCUGUUUGGUGAGAAAACUGGCUUGCUUUGGUGGACUGGAACAAGCCUAGUAAUUUUCGGCUUAGCGAUAAUAGCAAAAAAGGAAGAAGUAAUUGUAGUAAAAAAAUUUGAAUAAUUUUUAGCUUGACAUAAUAUGUAUACAUAAAAUAUAAAAAAUUUUGAAAAAAAAUGUAUAAUAAUUUUGACUUAUAAGCAUAAGAAGUUUUCGCUUUUAUUGGAAUAUUUCACAUUAUUUCAGUUACAUACAGUAAUUGCAGUGUUGUGAUUGUGAAUAAAAUUGGU
Messenger RNA from Neocloeon triangulifer, 617 nucleotides. RefSeq lists its product as uncharacterized. NCBI's taxonomy places the organism in Eukaryota, Metazoa, Arthropoda, Insecta, Ephemeroptera, Baetidae. The coding region runs from base 25 to 450 and encodes 141 amino acids. The transcript has 3 exons. The record is from RefSeq and is a predicted model, not a curated record.